Coccidioides immitis RS is the source of this 2044-nucleotide messenger RNA. RefSeq names its product sugar transporter. The record is from RefSeq and is a predicted model, not a curated record. Gene Ontology annotation, cellular component: membrane. Gene Ontology annotation, biological process: transmembrane transport. Bases 1 to 1686 code for a protein of 561 amino acids. Gene Ontology annotation, molecular function: transmembrane transporter activity. The transcript has 8 exons. NCBI's taxonomy places the organism in Eukaryota, Fungi, Ascomycota, Eurotiomycetes, Onygenales, Onygenaceae.
AUGCCGUUCUUUGUGAAUCCGCUCAAAAAGCACGAUGCUCUGGAAUACCCGGGGGUCCUAAUUCCUCUAGCCGAGGAGCAAAAUAGUCAAUCGCCAGCAGCCGAUGACAAGAAAUCCGAUGAAAGCUUGGCGGAAAGAGGAUCGAUUCAGACUUCUCAAGCCGGCACAUCAUUGACCCUUGAAGCACUGAAAGCAGAGGUAGAGAGUGAUGUGGCUGCAUCUGGUCACGAUACUGCUUAUGAUCGGAAAUCCAAGGUCAUUAACCGGGCUAUCCAGGAUAUUGGGAUGGGCCGAUAUCAAUGGGAAUUGUUCGUUCUCUGUGGGUUUGGCUGGACUGCAGACAAUCUCUGGCUGCAGGGUGUUGCUCUGACUCUGCCCCCUCUCUCUGCAGAGUUUGGAAUCUCCGAGUCGCAUGUACGAUUUACGACCUGUGCAUUGUUCAUCGGAUUGUGCAUCGGUGCGGUCGUCUGGGGAACUGCUUCGGACAUCAUUGGUCGACGUCUCGCUUUCAACAUGACUUUGUUGCUUUGCGGCGUGUUCGGCCUUGCUGCUGGCGGAGGUCCGACUUGGGUUGGUGUUUGUGCCAUGUAUGCGUGCUUAGGUCUAGGCGUGGGAGGAAAUUUGCCAGUUGACGGAGCAUUGUUCCUCGAGUUCUUACCGUUUGCAUCAGGGAACCUUUUGACCAUGCUCAGUGUUUGGUGGCCCGUUGGACAACUCAUUGGAAGUCUCGUGGCAUGGGGGUUCAUCCCAAACUACUCAUGUCCCUCUGGCGUUCCGUGCCGAAGGGAAGACAACAUGGGCUGGAGAUAUCUCACCAUCACCCUCGGAGCGAUUACUUUCGUUAUGUUUAUUUGCCGCUUUUUCCUUUUCCAUCUCUACGAAUCGCCGAAAUUCUUGCUUUCACGGGGUCGACAGAACGAAGCAGUGGCAACUGUGCAUGCUAUUGCCUACAAAAAUAGAACAAAGACCUGGUUGACCGUGGACAUCUUAAAUGAGAUCGGCGGCUUUCCAGAGGAAGAGACUACUUCCCAGAAGCUGAGUCCAAUGGAGAUGGUUAGGAGGAAGCUUGCAAGCUUCUCCGCCGACCGGAUUGCCCCCUUAUUUGCAACCAAGCGGCUGGGGAUUACCACUCUUUUGUUGUGGUUCUGCUGGGCUACAAUCGGUAUGGCUUACCCUUUGUUCAACGCGUUUUUGCCUCAAUACCUUGGGAACCAAGCAUCCACCCCCGUCUCAAUUGUCUAUCGUAACUACGCGAUCACUUCCAUCGUUGGCGUUCCCGGUUCAAUCCUCGCCUGUUAUACCGUCGACAUCCCCUAUAUCGGGCGCAAGGGAACUAUGGCUGUCUCAACAUGCAUCACCGGUGUCAUCCUCUUCUGUUUCACUAUCUCUAAGAACCCGAACGCUCAAUUAACAUGCACAUGUCUCGAGGCAUUUUUCCAAAAUAUCAUGUACGGAGUGCUGUAUGCGUACACGCCCGAGGUGUUCCCUGCUCCGAACCGUGGAACGGGAACGGGAAUCGCAAGCUGUUUGAAUCGUAUCUGUGGGUUGCUGGCACCCAUUGUGGCUAUUUAUGCAGGAGAUCGGGAUCCAAAUGCUCCAAUAUAUGCAAGCGGAGGGUUGUUCUUGGCGGCGUUUGUUGCGAUGUGUUUGUUUCCGAUUGAAACGCGUGGGAAACAGUCGCUAUAGGCGCACAGGUAUGGCCUCAAUCUUCCUUUUUCUUUUUGUGGGUCGAAUAAGGGGUUUCUAAGGGGAAAGGCUCUGCUUCCCUGUAGAAGAUGGAGAACUUGGGAUGUUUGUUUCACCGUAAAACAGAGUCGGGAGGUUUUUGUCUCUUUGCUCCCUUCUUUAAUUUUAUCCUCUCGGCUGCUGGGAAUGCCGGGAACAGCUGUUGAUACCCCUGGUUUAUAUGAUAUGGGACUAUGGAACGAUAGGGACACAGCAGCAGGACGGGGCCAAAUGGAAUGCCGGUAAUCUAAGUAGUACACUGUAUAUGAUAUAUGGCUCCAAAGGAAUAUUUAACAAUAUCAAACAUAUACAUCAUGUA